Molecule: messenger RNA, 1170 nt
Organism: Drosophila sulfurigaster albostrigata
Lineage: Eukaryota; Metazoa; Arthropoda; Insecta; Diptera; Drosophilidae
Product: fibrinogen-like protein 1
Exons: 3
Coding region: 507-1067 (186 amino acids)
Source: RefSeq, a predicted model, not a curated record
AAAUGAAAAUAUUUUUAACAGUUUUAAUUAUUAUAUUUUAUUCGGGAUAUAUACAUUCAAAUAACGAAUACGAUCUCACUACGAAAAGCAACGAAGUAAAAAACACUACCUAUCCAAUCAUCAAGGACAACGAAGAAAAGUGCUACGCAUAUUGUUUUAACAUUGUACAACCUGUUUUGGAACAUACAGUACAUAUACAUGUGAAGGACAAACAAAUUCAGGAACAAGCUAUUACUUUAAAAGAGUAUGAGAAACAGAUAGCGGAUCUCAAAAUGAAGGUGGCAAUAUACGAAGAGACUAUCAAAAAUAAAGAUCAACAGAUUCUAAGUUGUGAUAAAUCUAAAAAAUGAAAGUCUUGAGAAAAGUAACAUUAUUGCAGCCAAGGAUGAACUGCUUUCCAAAUCGAAUGAAAAACUUACUGAAUACAAAAUAAAAUUGGGGAGCAUUGUCCAGCACCAAAUUGUCUUGGUAAAUUAACUGAUAUUUAUGAGAUAAAAGUUCCUGGCAUGGUUACAUUUUCGGUGCCAUGUGAUUCGCGUUUAGCUGGCUCUGGAUGGACUGUGAUUCAAAGACGUAUGGAUGGAUCUGUUGAUUUUAAUCGCAAUUGGACAGAUUAUCGCCAAGGAUUUGGUGAUCUGAGUGGAGAAUUUUUCAUUGGACUUGAUAAACUGCAUCUAAUAACUAAAUCGCAAACGCACGAGUUGUACAUUUACCUUAAAGACUUUGACGACAAGGAGCGAUAUGCCCGAUAUGAUAAUUUUUAUAUAGGAGAUGAGGACGAGUUUUAUAAAAUUAAAUCCAUUGGCAGUUACUCUGGUAAUGCUGGCAAUGCCUUGGAACAUCAUAAGAACUCGAAAUUUUCGACUUCAGAUCGGGAUAAUGAUGGCGCUAAAGGACAUUGUGGACAAACCUACAAAUCCGGUUGGUGGUUUGACGAUUGUUAUAUAUGUAAUGUAAAUGGAAUUUAUGAUAAGAAUGCGAAAGCAUUAAGCGAUCCAGGCGUGAAAUGGAAUUCGUGGAGUAAUAACCCACUUAAAUUUGUUCAAAUGAUGAUUAGACCAAAAUAAAGAAAAUGAAUAAACCCAAGCAAAAAUUGCUAAGCGGAAAUGUAAUAAAAGUAAAAAUCAAUAAAAACUUCUCAAAGUAUUCUCAAAAUAUUAACAUUAAAAG